GAGAAGGAGAAGGAGAAGGAGGAGGAGAAGGAGGAGGAGAAGGAGGAGGAGGAGAAGGAGGAGGAGGAGGAGGAGGAAGAGGCAUUAUAUACGGAGAGGUUUCCGGACGAGUACACGUCGUGGCCACUGCUGAACAGGCAAAGGAAACGUACAGUGGGGGAAAAGCUGGUGAACGACCUUCUCGGGGUCUGCCGAAUCCUCUCCGGUGACGACUUCAUGCCGCGGCUGCAGCCAGCUGUCGGGGUGGGCGGCUCCCUAGAAGGCUGGAAUGCCUGUGGAGAAGACUUUGUCUGUCGCCUGCUUGUGCCCCUGAAGCCACCCCCCGGGCACUCCUUCCACCUCGAGCUGGGCACCGAAGGGGAGAUGCUGGUGAGGAGCUCCCGCCUGCGUGUGGAGCUGGAGUGCAUGUGCACAGGGGAGCAGCAGCUGGGGGACACGCUCUGCUUCCUCCACCACCCUGAGGACGAGCUGAUGAGCAGUCAGGAAGCCAGCCUCCUACAAACCCUCUGCACCGGCUCGUACCUCAACGUGCAGAAAACCACCUUCUGGCUCCAGGAGCUGAUGACAGCAGCCUGCGUUGCUGCGCCUCUGAUGACCACGGGCAAGGUAACGGUGCUGCCCUCCACACGCUUCUGCAAGCUCAAGCUAACCAACGCCUUCGAGAGACCCCUCUCCAUUGAGCUGAUCUUGGCGGUGCAGCAAGGCAACUCGGACACGUUUGUGAGCAUGGAGUAG
Messenger RNA from Pygoscelis adeliae (Adelie penguin), 735 nucleotides. Its product is annotated as inositol 1,4,5-trisphosphate receptor-interacting protein-like 1. The annotation marks the transcript as partial. NCBI's taxonomy places the organism in Eukaryota, Metazoa, Chordata, Aves, Sphenisciformes, Spheniscidae. The transcript has a single exon. The record is from RefSeq and is a predicted model, not a curated record. Gene Ontology annotation, cellular component: membrane.